Morus notabilis is the source of this 655-nucleotide messenger RNA. RefSeq lists its product as uncharacterized. NCBI's taxonomy places the organism in Eukaryota, Viridiplantae, Streptophyta, Magnoliopsida, Rosales, Moraceae. The record is from RefSeq and is a predicted model, not a curated record. The transcript has 2 exons. Bases 293 to 514 code for a protein of 73 amino acids.
UACAAUGCGAAUUGUCCAAAAGAGCCCCACAACUGAAAUUUCACCCUUACACCGUCACGGACAUUUACGUCAAAUAACAAACAAUUAGAGAGGUGGUAGUUAUAAUCCGCGUCAGCGUUCUCUUAGGACUACGUUUGAAUCCACGAUCGUUUUAUAAACACCAACUUCUUCUUCACCAAUAUCACGAAGAACACCCCAAAGAGACUUUGAGAGCAAAACACAAAUAUCAAAGAGUUCUUUACAAUUACGCGGAGAGCAAGAAAGAGAGAAUUUUCAGAGAGAGAGAGAGAGAAUGGGAGAUUGCAGGCCGUUGGGUUUCUUGGUAGGACUGCCAUUUGCGUUGGUGGCAGUGGUUUUAGCUGUCGUGGGUGCAAUUAUCUGGGUUCUUGGGACCGUAUUGAGUUGCUUGUGCCCAUGUUGCAUUUGUUGCGCGGCAUUGGCGAAUUUUGCGAUGUCGUUGAUAAAGCUCCCAUUCAAAGUCAUUUCUUGGUUCACUGAUCAGAUCCCUUGUUGAUAUUUCUCAUCCAAUACCUCUCUUGGUUUUCUAAUCUUUAAUUCUUUUUCUUUUUUUUUAAGAUUCUUAACACAUGUAUUUUGUCAAUCUUUGGUUCGGCACUCUUUCUUUGCAGUUGAAGGAAAACUAAAUUUGUAUUAA